Messenger RNA from Pseudomassariella vexata, 684 nucleotides. RefSeq lists its product as uncharacterized. The transcript has a single exon. The coding region runs from base 1 to 684 and encodes 227 amino acids. The record is from RefSeq and is a predicted model, not a curated record. NCBI's taxonomy places the organism in Eukaryota, Fungi, Ascomycota, Sordariomycetes, Amphisphaeriales, Pseudomassariaceae.
AUGGAAACUUCAAACUUGUCCAACUUCAGAAGGCAAGAAUGGCAGAGUUGGGGUCAAAAUUUAAGCAACCAGAAUACUCUCGAGUCCAGCAACAGUGGCAUUCCGCCAUACAGAGCUGUAGUACCUACUAGCACCCCUACAAGUCCGGGGAAAGAGUCUGGCAUCCCGCAAUGCUGGGUUCGGUCGAACAAGGCCGUUACUCUAUUCCUCGUGUAUCUAGCCCUGAUAUGUCCUGUCCUUUCCUGUCCUGUCUCCCCAAGACACCCCAGCGUUUCUGCCCAGCAGGGCCAUAACCCCCUAUUUCACUCUGACUAUCUUCACCCCCAACCUCCAAUUCGUCGACAUUUUCACCUCGUUCGCCCUUCUCUUCUCCGACAAGCCCACCUUCUAGUUCGUCGCGCCCUCGAAGGCCCAUACAAAACAGUGGAAAUUGUUCUGCUUCUGCACAUCGCGUCUGCCCUCUUCGAAUUCGUCCGGUUUCACGCCAUCCAAGCUGCUUUUCCGCAUUCGAGCAACAGUUCCGACAUUGUUCCUGGUUUACUUGAUGUAGCUUCGAUGCUCUUACAGCGUGGGCUGAGGUACCGUCCCUUGAAGGACAGACCCAAGGGCGACGGUAUUAUUGUGCGGUCGACGUUGCAUGCGCAAUCUACGAUGAGGGUGGUGUUUACCCUGAGCGGUUUCUGA